AUGCCUGGGGUGUUCAUUGUCAAUGGCUCUAUAUCGGCGUCAAAGAAAGACAAGGUGCCAAGAUCCGGUCACGUGAAUACCAAUCCGUCAUCCUCCUUUGACCACAGGAUCGUCUCCAUCAUCACCCUCCUUCACCACAGCCACCCAUCAGCCACCCAAUUUCCACUGCCUAUCGGACUCAUCUUAGUCCCCUGGAAUGCAAAUGAUCUAGGUCGGCCGCUGAACGACCUGCUCGUCCGCUUGAGCAACCGUCGAUCGUCGACCGGGACCCCCUCUCCAAACACUGGUAUCGAAGUUUGCGCUUUGGGUCCAGAGCCGCUCUGCAUCUUUCCAAGCAAGACCUCCUUCGCCUUCCUCGCCCGCCGCCGGUUCUCUGAAAGAGAACCAUCGGCUGCCCAUUUCUUCGGAUCAUAUCCCUCAGACUCCGACCUCCCCUCCGUUGAUGUCGGCGACGGUCCACCCUCCGAACGUAUCCUCCCCUCCAUCCUCUGCGCCGAUGUCUACCCAAGCCUCUCAGCAACAACCAAUGAGCUCAACCAACUCAUUUCCUACGCCUGCAAGCAGCGUUAA
Molecule: messenger RNA, 570 nt
Organism: Penicillium canescens
Lineage: Eukaryota; Fungi; Ascomycota; Eurotiomycetes; Eurotiales; Aspergillaceae
Exons: 4
Coding region: 1-570 (189 amino acids)
Source: RefSeq, a predicted model, not a curated record